CAGAGCAGGUGGCGCUAGUUAAGGACGUCACGAUCAUUGACAGCGUGAGGCCCGUGUGGCUGCUGCUGCUAUGGUGGCUGGCGGCCGGGUGCACUAUGUCUAGACUGGGGGCCCUGGGUGGCAGCCGCGCUGGAUUGGGACUGUUAUUUGGUACUGCCGCCGGCCUUGGAUUCCUGUGCAUCCUUUAUAGCCAGCGAUGGAAAAGGGCCCAGAGCCGUGGCCGGAGCCACAGUCUGCCCAAUUCCCAGGACUAUGCUCAGGCUUCAGAGCGUGGACGCCAGGUAAUGCAGUUGCGGGCGGUCCCAGGUGAAGCUGGAGAUGCUGCAGCACUGCCCAGCAUUCCACAGGAGGGGCAGGAGAAGGUGCUGGACCGCCUGGACUUUGUGCUGACCAGUCUUCUGGCACUGCGGCGGGAGGUAGAGGAUCUUCGGAGCAGCCUGCAAGGGCUGGCUGGGGAGAUUGUUGGGGAGGUCCGAUCGCAUAUAGAAGAGAACCAGAGAGUGGCUCGGCGGCGCCGGUUCCCUUUUGCCAGGGAGAGGAGCGACUCCACCGGCUCCAGCUCCAUCUACUUCACCGCCUCCUCAGGGACUGCACUCACAGACGCCGAGAGUGAAGGAGGCUACACAACAGCCAAUGCCGAAUCUGACUACGAGCGGGACUCCGACAGGGAGAGCGAGGACGGCGAGGACGCAGUGAGCUUCGAGACUGUGACGAUGGGGAGGAAGGAUUCUCUGGACCUUGAUGUGGAGGUGGCUUCAGGCCCAGCAGCUGCUGCCGUGGAGGCCGCUGGCUCCUCGGGCCCCGAGGAGAUGCUGCUGCUCCUGCAGCAGGCAGACGAGCUGCAUGGGGGCAGUGAGCAGAACAAGCGUGAAGGCUUCCAGCUGCUGCUCAACAAUAAGCUGGCGUAUGGAAGCCGACAAGACUUUCUGUGGCGUCUGGCCCGGGCCUACAGUGACAUGUCUGAACUUACUGAGGAGGAGAGCGAGAAGAAGUCCUAUGCCCUAAAUGGAAAAGAAGAAGCAGAGGCUGCUCUGGAGAGGGGAGACGAGAGUGCUGAAAGUCACCAGUGGUAUGCAGUGCUUUGUGGUCAGCUGGCUGAGCAUGAGGGCAUCUCGAAGCGUAUCCAGAGUGGCUUUAGCUUCAAGGAACAUGUGGACAAGGCCCUUGCCCUUCAGCCACAAGACCCCAGGAGUCACUUUCUUCUUGGCAGGUGGUGCUACCAGGUCUCUCACUUGAGCUGGUUGGAAAAAAAAACAGCUACAGCCUUGUUCGAAAGCCCUCUUACUGCCACUGUGCAGGACGCGCUUCAGAGCUUCCUAAAGGCUGAAGAACUACAGCCAGGAUUUUCAAAAGCUGGACGGGUGUAUAUUUCAAAGUGCUAUAGAGAAUUAGGAAAAAACUCUGAAGCUAGAAGGUGGAUGAAGUUGGCUCAGGAGCUGCCAGAUGUUACUAAUGAGAUGUUCUUCCUGGGCAAAUGAGGUGGCUCAGAAGACUGGCACCAAACUUGAGCUCAAUUCCUGGAACCCACAUGGUGGAUGGAGGAACCGACUCCUGGAAGUUGUCCUCUGGCCUCCAUGUGUGCACAUGCAUGGGCAUGUCCAUGCCUAUACAAAUACACAUGGUAAAAAAAGUU
Messenger RNA from Arvicola amphibius (Eurasian water vole), 1633 nucleotides. RefSeq names its product regulator of microtubule dynamics 3 (gene Rmdn3). The record is from RefSeq and is a predicted model, not a curated record. Lineage: Eukaryota; Metazoa; Chordata; Mammalia; Rodentia; Cricetidae. Gene Ontology annotation, molecular function: microtubule binding. The coding region runs from base 96 to 1478 and encodes 460 amino acids. Gene Ontology annotation, cellular component: spindle microtubule; cytoplasm; mitotic spindle pole. The transcript is spliced from 13 exons.